Penicillium pulvis is the source of this 1224-nucleotide messenger RNA. It is a transcript of the gene gcnE, whose product is annotated as histone acetyltransferase GCN5. Gene Ontology annotation, molecular function: protein binding; histone H3 acetyltransferase activity. Gene Ontology annotation, biological process: chromatin remodeling; positive regulation of transcription by RNA polymerase II. Gene Ontology annotation, cellular component: histone acetyltransferase complex. The record is from RefSeq and is a predicted model, not a curated record. The coding region runs from base 1 to 1224 and encodes 407 amino acids. The transcript is spliced from 7 exons. NCBI's taxonomy places the organism in Eukaryota, Fungi, Ascomycota, Eurotiomycetes, Eurotiales, Aspergillaceae.
AUGACUGCUGUUUCGCCUAAGAGUUCGAAGAGAAAGGCCUCGGAGGAGGUUGCUUCCCCGGACUCUCAGCAGCAGGCAAGCAAGAAAGCGCGCACUGAUUCGCCAGAGAAAGAAGAGGAAGAUGGCCCCGCUCUGAAGCCGCCUCUGCGCAUUGUACCCUUCCCCGAGAAGCCUGCUGUGUUAGAAGAGCGUCGAGGCGAUAUUGAGUUCCGGGUCGUCAAUAAUGAUGGAUCGCAUGAUAGCUUCAUCGUCCUUACCGGGCUGAAGUGUAUCUUCCAGAAGCAACUUCCCAAAAUGCCCAAGGACUAUAUUGCUCGACUAGUGUAUGACCGAUCGCAUUUGUCAAUUGCGAUUGUAAAGCAUCCACUAGAAGUUGUUGGAGGAAUCACAUACCGGCCAUUCAAUAGUCGCAAGUUUGCGGAAAUUGUCUUCUGUGCCAUUUCCUCGGACCAGCAGGUCAAGGGUUACGGCGCGCAUUUGAUGUCUCACUUAAAGGAUUAUGUUAAGGCUACCUCUCCCAUUAUGCAUUUCCUCACCUAUGCGGAUAACUACGCCAUCGGAUACUUUAAGAAACAAGGCUUCACCAAAGAAAUCACUCUCGAUCGAUCAAUCUGGAUGGGUUAUAUUAAGGACUAUGAGGGCGGUACCAUCAUGCAGUGUACUAUGCUCCCCAAGAUUCGAUACCUUGAGAUGGGGCGAAUGCUGUUAAAGCAGAAGGAGGCUGUGCAGGCGAAGAUUCGGGCCUUCAGCCGGUCACAUAUUAUCCACCCUCCACCCAAAGAGUGGAAGAACGGGGUGAAUAAAAUUGAUCCGCUAUCCAUCCCGGCCAUCAAGGACUCCGGAUGGUCUCCUGACAUGGAUGAAAUGGCCCGUCAGCCUCGUCAUGGACCAAAUCACAACCAGCUGCUGCACUUAUUGAACGAUAUGCAGAAUCACAGCGCUGCCUGGCCCUUCACACAACCGGUGAACCGAGAUGAGGUACCUGACUAUUACGAGGUCAUUCUCGAACCUAUGGAUCUUUCUACCAUGGAGGAGAAGCAUGAAAAAGACAUGUACCCGACUCCACAAGACUUUAUCAAGGAUGCAACAUUGAUAUUUACGAAUUGUCGCCGAUACAACAACGAGACUACACCAUAUGCAAAGAGUGCGAAUAAACUUGAGCGAUUCAUGUAUCAGCAGAUCCGGGCUAUUCCGGAGUGGUCGCAUCUGGCUGAUAAUAACUGA